Messenger RNA from Alternaria burnsii, 2349 nucleotides. Its product is annotated as low temperature essential 1. The coding region runs from base 1 to 2349 and encodes 782 amino acids. Gene Ontology annotation, cellular component: membrane. Lineage: Eukaryota; Fungi; Ascomycota; Dothideomycetes; Pleosporales; Pleosporaceae. Gene Ontology annotation, biological process: metal ion transport; transmembrane transport. Gene Ontology annotation, molecular function: metal ion transmembrane transporter activity. The record is from RefSeq and is a predicted model, not a curated record. The transcript has 4 exons.
AUGGCUAGUAUGAGGAUGCGCAACUCGGACACCCCGCCACCGAUUACAGUUGAAGAUACGGCGACGGGCGCAGGACCGCUGCCGAGUCCUGACAUGGACGGUAUGAAUGCCCCGCGAGCAUUUACCACGUCCACACGUCCGUCCCUCGAAUGCGAACAAUCGCAGCCUCAACCGCAUGAACACCAGAAAAGCCCAUUUGGCCACCGUCGCAAGCACAGUCCAAAUCUCGAAUGGCGAGAACCUUGGACAAAGGAAAGCUGGUCGCAAGGACGCGUGCUGCUUAUUGACUAUGUCGCCAAAGAACAUUCAACGAAGGGCAGGCGGAAGAUCAUGGCACAGGAGUUUUGCGACAUUGACAGCCUGCGUCGUUUCUACCGGAAAGAAGACCUCUCAGCGCAAGCUGCGUUGCGCGUGAUCCACGUGCAGAACGCGGGCUGGGCAACGCGCUACCUCCUCCGCAAGUUCAACAUUGACGCUACAGACGAUCUUAUAGGCACGAACUUUGGCCGCUGGGCUAGCCACGACAAACCUCAACAACGCGGCGGCAAACCUGUUCUCAAUGGUCGUACGUUCCGCGCUCAACACGAUCCCUGGCGUGGCAUUUCGCGCGCAGCCUUCGGCGCCGAUUACCUCAAAUCGUACGAAAGAGGCACCCAUAUCCCACGUCCAAAUAGCAAUAAGUCAAUAAUGGAGCUCAACCACUACGACGAGUCGGACCAGCCACGAUACGGACAUGACGUCUAUGUACAACGAUUGAAUGUGUAUGUGCAGCUCAGCGACGGUACACCAGGCCAAGCCGUCGACCCCGACAUACCAAAUCCGUACGACGAGGAAGCAUGGGAAGAGUAUAUGCGGUUGAAGAAGAGUUACGGCAACGUAGAUGCGAAUGAACACCAAGAACGCUACAUCCCUAAGCUUCGCUCUCUCGACAACGGAAACACCAUCAUCCUGUUUGAAAACUCAGUCACUGGCUCCGUCAAAGAUACCCUUAUUGGUGCCAGACAAGAACUCGAAUCCCGUUGGAGACGUCUCUCCUUCUACCUGCCCAUGGAGGAUAACGACGAAACGUUGACAGCGGAGUGUAUGGAUUUCAUCCUCCAGGAUAUUUUCAAGGCGUUGAGCUAUAAUUGGCAGAAGUUCCUGGCCAUUUGCGAGACACAUGUUGGCAUCCUCGAAGACAAGAUCUACGAAAACCCCGCCGACGAAUCCCGCGCCCCCGAGCUCUGGAAGAACAGCGCGCAAUGGCUCAAGAUCGAACGCCUCAUCUACAUCCACGUCGACGUCAUCAAAGAAAUGGUCACGCAUCUUCAUGACCUUGCUGGUGCCGACCCAAAGGAAUCGUCAGACCAGCCUUGGCUCGGCUCCGUGCCAGACGAGCUAGAUAAACUGACUGGGCAGUGGGAAAGAGAUGUCAUUCUGCCUACAACCGCUCUGUCAGACCUCAUGUACAAGAGCGUGGGUAUCAGGGAUGCCCGACACUCUUUGCAAUUAGGCUUGAGUAUGUGGCGGUUGAGUUGGAUCACGUUCAUUUUCCUGCCCUUGACCUUCACCGUCGGUUUCUUCGGCAUGAACGUUUCCACGUUUUCUGAGAACCCACCGCUGAAAUGGUGGUUCAUCGUUUCCAUCCCCGUCCUCGCCAUCGUCCUCAUUCUCUGGUACGGCGUCAAACAUAAUCUCGCUAGCCAACGCCAGAAUCCUAUGCGCAGAGGUGUGUACGAAUCGUUGUAUCAUGAACUUGCUACUGCGCAACCAUCGCUAUGGAGCAGAAGCGGUCCGCGCGACGAUGUCAUACCAGUAGGGCGGUGGGCAGGCAUCAAAUGGCGACUUAUCACCCGCUGGUUCGGCGAGGAUAAAGUCAAGCUAGGGAAGACUGUAGAUGGAGGUGAAGAUUUCGGCGUCGUCGGCAGAGUCCGCAGGGCGUUGGUUAGGAGGUGGCUGGGCGAAUUGACUGUUAUGCGUCUUCCCCAGCAACCUUCACCAUUGUCACCAACUGAGAAACCGGGCAAUGAUGAACGGUCGAGUAGCAGGAGUUCUGUCCGGAGCGAAGUGGCAUCUUGCAUGAUUCAGCCUUUUGAGCCAAAGGAAGGCGGUGCCGUGGCUGAGCUGGCGAGGGUUGCGACGCCGGUUGCGUUGGCGGAGGCGGAUCCCACGGCUGCCAGUCGGCUGCAGAGGAGUGGGAGGGGAGAGAGGAUAGGCAGUUUGAGUCCGCAUGGGAGGAGGGGAAGUGCGGCGAGUAGUGAUGGGGCUGGGGUGAUGGUUGAAGAGAAGGGAGGGAGUGGGGAUGAACGCGAGCCCAGGAUGCGUGAUAGACGGGUUGGGAGGGAGAGGACAUUAGAUAUACCGAAAUGA